CUCUCUCUCUCUCUCUCUCUCUCUCUCUCUCUCUCUCUCUCUCCUCGAGCCGCAGCAGUCUGCCCAAGACCACCAUCGUGUUCGGAAGUGCGACUAUCGCGCGCAGCUAGAUUCCUUCGCCGUACUUCGCGCCUCUGUGUCGAAAUUCGUCAGAUAUUUUGGCCUCUCGUUCUCACGGGAUGAAAUUCAAGGACAACAGCUUAAAUGACCCGAGCAGGAGCGCUGAUGGACUCGUGAUUCAACAGGCAAAUUGGCGGUUUAUUUUCUAGCUAACUGAACGCAAAGUACGACGCUUUGGUUCGAAGAAGUAAACGGUUUCUACCACUGACGAUCGGAGCUCGAUUCGACACAACCUGAACAAAAUCACCAAAACGAUAUGAACGUGAAGAUAGCUACACUACUGUUGGUGGCGUUUGGAUCGAGGAAUGCUUUAUGCUUGAGGGAGGAGACCUUAGCCGAGUCCUUCGUUGGAGGGCCCUUGAUCCUUCCUAUCAAAUCGAGGUCCUCCAGCUUCGUCGUGGUGUCAGAGGGCCAAUAUGACCACGCCCACCAUACUCAUCACGCCCACGAGGAGCAUGCGAGUCACGAGCCUCAUUUUGCAUCCACUAACUCCACAGUAGACGUCUACUUAGGGGCCACCGCUACCUUGGAUUGCACAGUACAUGGCGUCACCAAUGAAUCGAUAUCAUGGCUCAGAGAUAUUGAUGAUAAUUUGGAAUUGCUCACAUGGGAAUCGCAAACCUACUCUAAAGAUAACAGGUACUCGCUGCUCCAAGAAUCCGGGGACAAAUGGCAACGAUGGCGUCUCGUCAUCAAAGACUCUCGAGUGAAAGAUCAAGGCCAGUAUCGCUGCCAGGUAGCCACUCAGCCACCCAUGUUACUCAUCUCCACUCUACAGGUCAUAGAGCCACAAGUCCAAGUGGUGGACGAGCGAGGGACAAAGGUGGUCGAGAAGCACUACAACAGCGGCAGUAUGAUCGAGCUGAAAUGCGUGAUAGAGUCUGUGCCCUUCCCUUACGGCCAUGUCACUUGGAAACGAGGCCAGGAGACUCUCCAAUUCAACACCUCAAUGGGAGGAAUUAGCGUAAGAGGAGACGCAGACACGGGUUAUAUUCGUAGUCGUCUCUACGUGGCUAAUGCUUCUCCAGCUCACACUGGAGUUUAUUCUUGCUGGUAUAAUAACUACUCCAGCGACGCCGUCGCAGUUCAUGUCAUUGCAGGCGAGAACUCAGCUGCGAUGCAACACGAUAAGGUGCCGGAUCUUACAAGCGGAGGGGGGUCGGCUAUCAAUAGCCCACCAAGGAACUUCCCCUCGGCUAUUGCGACAUACUGCCUGCUGUUGUGUUUCUUCACUCUGAUGAAGCGACGGUUUCAAGAUCCUCUUUCCCAAACAAUUUGGGAGACCAGUGGAAGAGGGCCCUCUCGUAGAUGA
This is a messenger RNA of Macrobrachium nipponense, 1432 nucleotides long. RefSeq names its product zwei Ig domain protein zig-8-like. The record is from RefSeq and is a predicted model, not a curated record. The transcript is spliced from 8 exons. Gene Ontology annotation, biological process: synapse organization. The coding region runs from base 377 to 1432 and encodes 351 amino acids. NCBI's taxonomy places the organism in Eukaryota, Metazoa, Arthropoda, Malacostraca, Decapoda, Palaemonidae. Gene Ontology annotation, cellular component: neuron projection membrane.